This is a messenger RNA of Varanus komodoensis (Komodo dragon), 2268 nucleotides long. RefSeq lists its product as uncharacterized. The transcript has 17 exons. Lineage: Eukaryota; Metazoa; Chordata; Lepidosauria; Squamata; Varanidae. Bases 1 to 2268 code for a protein of 755 amino acids. The record is from RefSeq and is a predicted model, not a curated record.
AUGGACGGCACUGGCUUUAUGCAGGCAACUCCUGGGAGUCUUCCCAUGGGUGGUGGUGGGGAAGAAGCAGAUGAGUUGGGCCAGCGCAUCCCCGUGACACCCGACCUCGCUGCCCAGUGCGGCUUCACCAGCGGCACCGAUCUGUACGGCAACCCCGAGAUCAGAAUAUCGUUCCUGGCCUGUUCGGUCCACAAUUCGUUUGACCAGGACUUCAGCCUCCAGCUGCAGGUGGAGGUCACCAGCCCAGCUAAUGUGACGGACGCUUACGACGUCUCCAUGAAGUGCUCCCUUGAUGCUCCGUGGAGUCCCCGGGAGAUUGCCUGCGAGGAAAACUACAUGGAGGUGUCUGUUAAGCGUGAGGUUCCAGGAAUAGCCAGUGAAGCCCUGAACAAGGACUGGAUGGCCGUGUGGCCGGUGGCACAGGGCGCCAUGAAUCAGGUGUGGCAAGUCAUCUUUCACUUCCAGAACGGCUCCUUGCAGAGAAUGAUGGCCACGCAGGCCCACGCCCUGGGUUAUGGUGUCAACACCACAGCCACCCGCGUCCUCUUCCGGAUGCCCUACGGCUCCCCGCAGGCCGAGAUCACCAUGGUUCAGGGCCUGGAAGUGGAGGUGGCACGAGCCACGGUCUUCUACAAGCAGGCCUGGAUGAUUCUAAUGGUGAACACAGCUCUCGCUUGCCCUGUCGGCCCCCCGCUUUUCACAGCCACCACCCUCAGCUGGGUGACCCCAUGGAUUAUGUCCUCGCUGGUGCGCUUCCCCGAUCUGUAUCAUGACGAGGCCAUUGCGAUGGGCUUGGACGGGUGUCGGAUCGACGAGGCCACCAUCAUGAGGAAUGGAUACGCUUUUGUGAUGGACUCCAAUGUCAUCACCAUCACGGUGCCCAUUGGGGCUGCCGGAGGGCUCACCGAGAGUGACGUGGUCGACAACCACUACGGCACGACGUACAGUAUCAAGCUCCUGCUGGACCGCCGGUGGCAAGGGGACGAUAGUGACCACACGCGCCUCCGCAGCCUCAAGUCCUUCCGCACCCCCUUUGCUCCUCAGACGCCUCUGCUGGUCGACAACACUAUCCCAGAGAGAGGCUACUUUGACGUGAGCUUGGGUAGCUUCCUUCCCGAUGUGGAGCUGUCCACCAUCGCUGUGGCUGGCCAGCCCUUGACACCCGAGGGGCUCAGGAGACGUGGCUUCCGGCUGGAGGAAGUCCCCAAGCCCAACCGCACCAGGGCCUUCGUCCUCCAGGUUCCUUUUGCCGAUUCCCUGGUGGAGCAGCAGUAUCUGCACAGCAACGUCAGGAGAUACACCCUCCAUCUCUACUAUACCCUCAAGCUGGUCACAAAGGACAAGACAUUCACCCAUCCUGGAGUAAUCCACUGUGACAUCCCCGACGUCGUUCUUCCAACCUUUGAGAGGAUCUGUGAUGCGGGAGCGCUUGGUCUCGUGAUGACCCGCGGGAACCUGGACCACUUCUGGAUCCCGUACGUGGGCAGUCAGCAGCUGACCAGCAGGCUGGCUGCCUUGCAGAACUACACAGUCCAAGAUGACGGAAGCCGCUUCUACCUCUUGGUACCUUUCUUGGCACCGGGUCUGGUGUAUGAGGACAUCUCCCUGCAAGGAGUGACAGCUCGACUUGACUUCAGCUUGCGGGACAACAAGACACUGGCAACCAUUCUGACCUUCCCAGUGGCCUGCAUUUUCCCCACUGGCAGGCUGCUUGCAUGUCUUUCCAAUGGAACCAUGGCUGCCACGGUCCUCGGCCUGGACACCAAACCGGCCCUGGACCCCAGGAGAACCCACUUACGGGACAAGAACUGUGGGCCGGUGGCUGCGGAUGAAUCCAAAGCCCUCUUCUCUUUCCCAGUGGCCAGUUGUGGUACCACAAAGAGGUUUGAAGGGAACUACUUGCUGUACGAGAAUGAGGUGACCUUCAGAGAAGAAAGGAUUCCUCAAGCGAGUCCAGUGAUCACCAGGGACUCCCAGUACAGGCUGACUCUACGCUGCCAUUACCCUCUGAACGAGACGCUCCGUGUCUGGGCUCGGCGGUUUCAGGGGGAAUGGGCCACACCAGUGUCCUACGGCUUGGGGCCCAGAGUGUACCAGCAGAAGAGAGCUGCAGAUCAUUGGAUUAUCUCCCAGACAGCCAGUCGUGCUUCGGAAGGGGCAGUUGGAACAAGGUGGUGCUGGCUUCCCGCUUUCAGUGCGGCCCUGUCUGGAGUAGCUGCCAUUGUGGGCAUGCUCCCUGUCAGGUUCCUAGGCCAGGAAUGCAACUGA